Molecule: messenger RNA, 426 nt
Organism: Papaver somniferum (opium poppy)
Lineage: Eukaryota; Viridiplantae; Streptophyta; Magnoliopsida; Ranunculales; Papaveraceae
Exons: 2
Coding region: 1-426 (141 amino acids)
Source: RefSeq, a predicted model, not a curated record
AUGGGAUCGACAAAUGUUACCAUUGACGACCUGAAAGAAUUUCAUCAUGAUGACUCUCUUGCUGAGUUACCUCUUUUGCAGACAACUAAGAAAGUCAAAGAAGUUCCAGAAUCGAUGGAAGUUGUACCAACGGUUACCGAUCCUGAUGUUUCUAGUGACGAGGAUAAAAUCCCUACUCGGGGUAUCCCUAUUGAAUGUGCCACUCCACGAUAUUUGUGGAUUCAAAGGAAUCAUGAUGAUGACAAUAUUUUUGUAGAUCUUGCAGUGUAUUCUGACACAGAUUGGGCAGGUUGUGUAGAAGACACGAAAAGUACAUCAGGAGGAUUUUACUAUGUUGGACUAAACCUUGUUGCUUGGUACAGCAAGAGACAAAAUUCGCAAUCUCUAUCAACUUGUGAAGCCGAAUACAUUGCUGCAGGUUUGUGA